AUGCAUUAUGUUGUGUUAGAGGUGGAGCUAGCACACAGGGAAGAUAACCCAAAAGACUGGGCUCAAAUAUCGCGAUUUCACUACCAGUUUCUGGAUGCCAAGACUCUCAGAGCAGUAUUCCAAGAAAACCAGAUGGUGCAACUGGGACCGGAAUGUAACCUGCAGCAGGCAGUGGGCCAAUUGGACCGGGACAUAUCUGCACACGUAAAGGAGGACUUUGUGCUGUGUUCUUUGAACUCCACGUGGCACUUUCGGGUUACCAUUCCGCGGCAAGCUCGCGACGAGGUUUUCAUUCUUCCGCCUCAUUUACAGCAUCCCAAGGUGUUCGAUCUUUGGAAAGAAUACGACCGGUGGUGUGUGAACCACCCGGAGAUUCUGGCCCUUCGCAAUACUGCAGUGGCCCCCAAGAAAGCGAAAGACCUCGACGAACUCAAGACCGUGCUGAAGUUGAACGCAGCGACGUGUGGAAGCGAGGCUGUGGAACAACAGUCCGAUGGGGAUGUGCAACAAUUGAACAGCCUGCUUGACCAGACUAUCUCGGUACUCACCCAGCUACACCAGAAGUGCGUUACUCCAGACGACAAACUGCUGGUCCUCACGCAUCCAUACGAUUCGUAUCUGGACGUGCGAAACUUUUUGCAAGAGAGGUCUAAAGUUCUGUAUAUGAACAACCUGCCGCCGGAUACUACUCAGAGCGAACUGGAGUCCUGGUUUACUCAAUUUGGAGCCCGGCCGGUGGGGUUCUGGACCGUGAAAAAUAUCGUGGAGGAGACCUCUAACGUUAAUAACAAUUGGUCUAGCAACAACAGCACGUAUGUGGAAGCUGAAGAUAGUAUUUCUGGAUUUGUGGUGUUCCAGUCGCACGAGGAGGCUACCGAGGCACUUUCUCUGAAUGGAAGGUCCAUCCUGUCUAACAUUGCUAAUACCAAGCAGCCUCGCGUGAUUGAACACACCGUGGAGAUUCAACCAUCCAGCACGAGGGUUUUGGAUAGGGCACAGGAAAUCUUAUCACCUUUUCCUCAGAGCAAAAACAAGCCUAGACCUGGUGAUUGGAACUGUCCUUCAUGCGGUUUCUCGAAUUUCCAAAGGCGUACGUCUUGUUUCCGUUGCUCCUUCCCUUCAAGUAACGCUGCUUCCUUGAACAAGGGUGGCUACAUGAGGAACACAUUGCAUGCACAGAAUGCUCAGGGCGUCACGGAUCAGCAAGUUCCUCAUAAAGUUGGUAACAGUUCUGCCCCUUUGGCCUCUCUUUCGGCAGGACACAAUGGGGGUGUGGGCCAACAAUCGUCCCAUGCUCAACAGCAGCAGCAGCAACAACAGCAGCAACAGCAACAACACCCUCAACAACAACCUCAACAACGUAUGCGUUUCAACCACGGACACCGUUUUGGUCAAAAUCAGCAACAAGGCGGUUCAAACGUUCCAUUUCGGGCCGGUGAUUGGAAAUGCGCUGUUUGUACUUAUCACAAUUUUGCCAAAAAUGUUGUUUGCUUACGUUGCGGUGGCCCCAAGACCACAGAACACCAGCAAAAGGAUUUAGGAAGCGUCAACUCUUAUACUAAUAUUCAAGAGGUUGGCAAUGGGAUGGGUAUCUCCUUGAAUACAAGGAGUUUUUCGGAGCCUGCGUGGUAA
Lachancea dasiensis is the source of this 1632-nucleotide messenger RNA. The record is from the annotation of a GenBank genome assembly. NCBI's taxonomy places the organism in Eukaryota, Fungi, Ascomycota, Saccharomycetes, Saccharomycetales, Saccharomycetaceae.